CCUCCUCCACCUCCCUUCCAUCCUCGCCAAGAUGCCUGCCCCCAGCGCCUUCAUCCUCCUCGCGGCCGUCUCUGCCUCCGGCUGCCUGGCAUCCCCGGCCCACCCCGAUGGAUUUGCCCUGGGCCGCGCCCCUUUGGCUCCCCCAUACGCUGUGGUCCUCAUUUCCUGCUCUGGCCUGCUGGCCUUCAUCUUCCUCCUCCUCACCUGUCUGUGCUGCAAACGGGGCGAUGUCGGUUUCAAGGAAUUUGAGAACCCAGAAGGGGAGGACUGCUCUGGGGAAUACACUCCGCCAGCGGAGGAGACGUCCUCUUCACAGUCUCUACCUGAUGUCUACAUUCUCCCACUGGCUGAGGUGUCCUUGCCUAUGCCUGCCCCACAGCCUUCACAUUCAGACAUGACCACUCCACUGGGCCUUAGCCGCCAGCAUCUCAGCUACUUACAGGAGAUUGGGAACGGUUGGUUUGGGAAGGUUAUCCUGGGGGAGAUUUUCUCCGAUUACACCCCAGCUCAAGUGGUGGUGAAGGAACUCCGAGCCAGCGCGGGGCCAUUGGAGCAGCGCAAGUUCAUCUCCGAGGCCCAGCCAUACAGAAGCCUGCAGCACCCCAACAUCCUCCAGUGCCUGGGCCUGUGUGUGGAGACGCUUCCCUUUUUGCUGAUCAUGGAGUUCUGUCAGCUGGGAGACCUGAAGCGAUACCUGCGGGCCCAGCGGCCCCCUGAAGGCCUGUCUCCUGAGCUGCCACCUAGAGAUCUGCGGACGCUGCAGAGGAUGGGCCUAGAGAUCGCCCGUGGGCUAGCGCACCUGCACUCCCACAAUUACGUGCACAGUGAUCUGGCCCUUCGCAACUGUCUGCUGACUUCUGACCUCACCGUACGCAUUGGAGACUAUGGUCUUGCCCACAACAACUACAAGGAGGACUACUACCUGACCCCGGAGCGCCUGUGGAUCCCACUGCGCUGGGCAGCGCCCGAGCUACUAGGGGAACUGCAGGGGACCUUCAUGGUCGUGGAUCAGAGCCGCGAGAGUAACAUCUGGUCCCUGGGGGUGACCCUGUGGGAGCUCUUUGAGUUCGGGGCGCAGCCUUAUCGCCACCUGUCGGAUGAGGAGGUCCUCGCCUUCGUGGUCCGCCAGCAGCACGUCAAGCUGGCCCGCCCGCGGCUCAAGCUGCCCUAUGCCGACUACUGGUACGACAUCCUGCAAUCUUGCUGGCGGCCGCCUGCCCAGCGACCCUCAGCUUCUGACCUCCAAUUGCAGCUCACCUACCUGCUCUCCGAGCGGCCUCCAAGGCCACCCCCACCCCCACCCCCACCUAGAGAUGGCCCCUUCCCCUGGCCCUGGCCCCCAUCGCACACUGCACCCCGCCCAGGGACCCUGUCCUCUCCCUUCCCCCUUCUGGAUGGUUUCCCUGGGGCUGACCCAGACGAUGUGCUCACGGUCACCGAAAGCAGCCGAGGCCUCAACCUCGAGUGCCUAUGGGAAAAGGCUCGGCGCGGGGCAGGGCGGGGUGGAGGGGCACCCCCCUGGCAGCCAGCAUCUGCACCUCCAGCACCCCAUGCCAAUCCCUCAAAUCCCUUCUAUGAGGCCCUGUCCACCCCCAGCGUACUUCCGGUCAUUAGUGCACGAAGCCCUUCUGUGGGCAGCGAGUAUUAUAUCCGCCUGGAGGAGCACGGCUCCCCACCUGAGCCCCUCUUCCCUAAUGACUGGGACCCCCUGGACCCGGGAGUGCCUGCCCCCCAGCCCCCCCAGGUCCGCUCGGAGGUCCCCCAGCUGGUGUCCGAGACCUGGGCCUCGCCCCUCUUCCCGGCACCCCGGUCCUUCCCGGCCCAGGCCUCGGCCACAGGUGGUUUUCUCCUGAGCGGCUGGGACCCCGAGGGCCGGGGCGCCGGGGAGACCCUUGCCGGGGACCCUGCCGAGGUACUGGGGGAGCGGGGCACCGCCCCAUGGGCCGAGGAGGAAGAAGAGGAGGGCAGCUCCCCGGGGGAGGGCAGCAGCAGCCUUGGGGGUGGACCCAGCCGCCGUGGUCCCCUCCCCUGCCCCUUGUGCAGCCGCGAGGGGGCUUGCUCCUGUCUGCCACUGGAGCGGGGAGAUGCUGUAGCUGGCUGGGGGGGCCACCCUGCCCUGGGCUGUCCCCACCCCCCAGAGGACGACUCAUCUUUGCGAGCAGAAAGGGGUUCCCUAGCAGACUUGCCUAUGGCCCCCCCUGCUUUGGCCCCCCCCGAAUUUCUGGACCCCCUCAUGGGGGCAGCCGCCCCCCAGUCCCCCGGGCGGGGGCCCCCCCCCGCCCCCCCCCCCCCGCCGCCACCUCCCCGGGCCCCCGUGGACCCGGCCGCGUCCCCCGACCCCUCGUCGGCCGUGGCCAGUCCAGGCUCGGGCCUGUCCUCACCGGGCCCCAAGCCAGCGGACAGCGGCUACGAGACGGAGACCCCUUUUUCCCCCGAGGGAGCUUUCCCAGGCGGGGGGGCAGCCGAGGAGGAAGGGGUCCCUCGGCCGCGGGCUCCCCCCGAACCCCCCGACCCGGGAGCGCCCCGGCCACCCCCAGACCCCGGUCCCCUCGCACUACUGGGGACCCGGGAGAAACCGACCUUCGUGGUUCAAGUGAGCACCGAGCAGCUGCUGGUAUCCCUACGGGAGGACGUGACAAGGAACCUUCUGGGGGACAAGGGGGCGGGGCCCAGGAAGAUGGGGAGAGGCCCCGGGCACAGAGAGACAGCCCCAAACCCCACAGUCCUGGGCGGCAGCCCGAAAGCCCCAAGCCUGAACGAAGAUCUGAGCCUGCCCGUGAACGGGGUAACAGUGUUGGAGAACGGGGGUCAGAGACCUGCGGACAUCGACAAGACAGUGGCAGAGAAUGGGGACCUGGGGGCCCCCGCGAGAGAAGAGAAAGUGCUGGCGAAUGGGGGGCUGACACCCCCAAGGAAGGAGGAGGAGUUGCAGAAUGGGGAGCUGAGGUCCCCAGAGGCCAUGGAGAAAAUUCUGGUGAAUGGGGGACUGACAUCCCCAAAGAGCGAGGAGAAGGUGGCAGAGCAUGGGGGCCUGAGCCUCCCCAGGAAGGUGGACAGGCCACAAGAGACUGGGCCUUGGAGAGCCCUGGGGCUCUGGGAGAAGACAGCCGAGAGUGGGGCACCAGCCCCCACGAUCGGGGAGCCAGCCCUAGAGACCCCACUGGAGACAGCCCCCGAGCCCGGUGCAGCCUUACCGGGGAACGACCAGGAGAUGGCCCCUGGCCCCACUGGCCCAGCCCCCAGGAGCGGGGUGCCAGACCCCGGGACUCAGAGGAGAGCUCCCGAGACUGGGGGGGCACUGAGAGCCCUCGGGGUUGGGAGGCUGGACCCCGGGAGUGGGGGCCGAGCCCCGGAGGGCACGAGGACGGCCCCCGGCGGCGGCCCCGGAAGCGGCGUGGACGCAAAGGCCGCGUGGGCAGACAGCACGAGGCCACAGCCGCCACUGCCACCCCUGCCACCUCCGGAGGUCCAGCAGAGGAGGCCGGAGCCAGUGCCCCCGAAAGCCAGACCGGAGGUGGCCCCCGAGGGAGACUCCGGGGCCCCAGACAACAGGGUCGGCGGAGACAUGGCACCCAGCGGAGACGGGGACCCCCUCAAGCCCGAGAGGAAGGGCCCCGAGAUGCCACGACUGUUCUUGGACUUGGGACCCCCCCAGGGGAACAGCGAGCAGAUCAAAGCCAAGCUGUCCCGCCUCUCGCUGGCGCUGCCGCCCCUCACGCUCACCCCAUUCCCGGGGCCCGGCCCACGGCGACCCUCGUGGGAGGUCGCGGACGCCGGGGCGGCUGGCGGGGAGGCCGGCGGGGCGGGGUCGCCGGGGCCGGCGGAGGAGGACGGGGAGGACGAGGACGAGGAGGAGGAGGACGAGGCGGCGGUGGACGCGGCGGGGCCGCUGGGCCCCGGGAGGGCGCGGGCAGCCCCGGUACCCGUCGUGGUGAGCAACGCCGACGCGGACGCGGCCCGCCCGCUGCGGGGGCUGCUCAAGUCGCCGCGCGGGGCCGACGAGCCCGAGGACAGCGAGCUGGAGAGGAAACGCAAGAUGGUCUCCUUCCACGGGGACGUGACCGUCUACCUCUUCGACCAGGAGACGCCAACCAACGAGCUGAGCGUCCAGGGCCCCCCAGAGGGGGACACGGACCCAUCAACGCCCCCUGCGCCCCCGACACCUCCCCACCCCACCACCCCAGGAGAUGGGUUUCCCAACAACGACAGCGGCUUUGGAGGCAGUUUCGAGUGGGCGGAGGAUUUCCCCCUCCUCCCCCCGCCAGGCCCCCCCCUGUGCUUCUCCCGCUUCUCCGUCUCGCCUGCGCUGGAGACCCCGGGGCCACCCGGCCGGGCCCCCGACGCCCGGCCCGCAGGCCCCGUGGAGAACUGAUUCCCCGAAGACCAGAUCCCCCAGCGCCCCCAGAAGAGGGGCUGAGAGUAGAAACCUCUGUGGAUGACGGAGCUACUGCCACCCCUGCAGACGCCGCCUCCGGGGAGGCCCCUGAGGAGGGGCCCUCCCCUCCCCCCACCAUGUGCCAAAUGGGAGGCCCUGGUCCCCCACCCUCCAGCCCCCCAGACGACUCUCCUGACCCCCCAGAUCCCCUCGGUGCCAAAUGAGGCAGGAAGCCCCUCGUCGCCACCCCCCAGAGCGAGCCUUGUCGGAACUGAACUCUUUGGGGCCUGGAGCCCCUGGGCACAGCAGAUGCCUUUCCUCACCCACUCCGGGCCCCAAUUGGGGGGGGCGGCUGCAGGCUUUGGGGACCUGGACUCCCCCCAUCUCUCGUCUUCCCUUCCCCUCCCCAGCCCUGCCCUUGGAGGGGCUUCUGGUCCAAACCUGUGCGUGGCAUUUUCACAUUAUUUAAAAAAGACAAAACAACUUUUUGGAGG
Molecule: messenger RNA, 4869 nt
Organism: Chrysochloris asiatica (Cape golden mole)
Lineage: Eukaryota; Metazoa; Chordata; Mammalia; Afrosoricida; Chrysochloridae
Gene: LMTK3
Product: lemur tyrosine kinase 3
Exons: 15
Coding region: 32-4372 (1446 amino acids)
Biological process (GO): protein phosphorylation
Molecular function (GO): ATP binding; protein kinase activity
Source: RefSeq, a predicted model, not a curated record